AUGAACAGCAGAAAGUUAACAGCAACCAACGAAUCUGAUGGCGCAAUAAAUAAAUAUCCAUUUCCAGAAGAUGCAGAACGUCGUCGACGUACCAAUAUUCAACGCAUGCAAAAUGUUCUUCUUAUCUGGUUAGACAGUAACAUUGACGAGACGAAUGAUGAUUGCAAAAAUACAAUCAAACAACUGCGACGGGCUAUUAACGACACCAAUAUAUUCACAGAUGGUGAUCAGUGUUUAGAGUUCAUUAAAACAAUUGUUGACAAAAAGGCAUGUAUGAUUAUAUCUGGAUCACUUGGAAAACAUAUUGUGCCUCGUGUGCACAAUAUGUCCCAGGUCGACUCAAUAUUUAUUUUUUGUGAUAACGAAAAACAACAUGAACAAUGGGCAAAAGAUUGGCCAAAAGUAAAGGGUGUCUUCACGGGUAUUACACUCAUCUGUAAAGCACUCAAAUCGGCAGCUCAUCAAUGUGAGCAAAAUGCCAUUCCGAUGAGUUUUGUGAGAUCAAAUAAAAAGUUGGAUCAGUUAGAUCCUUCUUUUAUGUAUACCGUACUCAUCAAGGAGAUAUUACUGACGAUCGACUUCGAAAAAAAACAUAUACAAGAUUAUAUCGAUCACUGUCGCGGUGUUUUUGUUGACAAUGAAGAGGAAACAGUUAAUAUUAAACGAUUCGAAGAUGAAUAUCACGACAAAAAACCAGUUUAUUGGUACACCUGUCAUAUGUUUCUGUAUCCCAUGCUCAAUCGUGCAUUACGACUGAUGGAUGGUGAUAUCAUUACACGGAUGGGUUUCUUCAUUGCUGAUUUGCAUAGAAACAUUGAACAACUACACAAGGAACAGUAUGUUGGUAAAACUGCUACUGACACCUUCACGCUUUAUCGCGGACAAGGUUUAUCUAAUACGGAUUUUGAACGAAUGAUGAUAGCGAAAGGUGGUCUUGUUUCAUUUAACAACUUCUUGUCUACCAGUGAAAACAUCAAAGUUUCCCUAGGCUUCGCUCAAGAUGCUACAACAAAUCCAGAUCAAAUGGGAGUUCUUUUUAUCAUACAGAUUGAUCCUGGUCAAUCAACAACACCCUUUGCUUCCAUUGCUAGUAUCAGCGCUAUGAAAAGAGAAAAGGAAGUUUUAUUUUCGAUGCAUAGCGUGUUUCGUAUCCACGAUAUUAAACAGACGGAUGGAAAUGAUCGUUUAUAUCAAGUUAACUUGGAACUGACUGCGGAUAACGAUCCAGAAUUAAGCAGACUAACUGAUUACAUUCGCGAAAAGAACUUUCCAGGCAAAGAAGGAUGGUACAGAUUGGGUUCCGUAUUACAUAAAAUGGGUCAAUUCACCAAAGCUGAAGAUAUUUAUCAAGUUUUACUUCGUCAAACAGACGAUGACGAACAUACGGCACGUCUUUAUCGUCAACUUGGUUUAAUCAAACGUGUUCAAGGAAAAUAUGAAGAAGCACUUUCUAAUCUUCAAAAAGCCUUUAAAAUUCGACAACAAUCACUUCCUCUCAAUCAUACUGAAUUGGCUGAUUCCUACGACGAUGUUGGUAAUGUACAUGAUAACAUGGGUAAUUAUCCAAUAGCACUUUCAUCUCAUAAAAAAGCCCUUGAAAUCCGACAGCAAACACUACCUCCCGAUCAUUUCGAUUUGGCUUCUUCCUACAACAACAUUAGUAAUGUGCAUUAUAACAUGGGUGAUUAUCCUGAAGCACUAUCAUUUCAGGAAAAAGCCCUUAAAAUCAGUAAAAAAUCACUUCCUCCCAAUCAUCCUGAUUUAGCUCUUAUCUACGGCAACAUUGGGGAAGUGCAUAACAUCAUGGGUAAUUAUUCCGAAGCACUUUCAUUUCACGAGAUGGCUCUUGACAUUCGACAACAAUCACUUCCUCCCAAUCAUCCAGAUCUGGCUAUAUCCUACAACAACACUGGUUCAAUGCAUAAAAUCAUGGGUAGUUAUCCCGAAGCACUUUCUUAUUAUCAGAAAGCCCUUGAAAUCAGUAAACAAUCACUUUCUCCCAAUCAUCCUCAUUUGGCUAUGUUCUACAACAACAUUGCUCUUGAAAUUCGACAACAAUCACUUCCUUCUAAUCAUCUUGAUCUGGCUACUUCGUACAACAACAUUGGUAUAGUGCAUGUCAGCAUGGAGAAUUACACCGAAGCACUUUCAUCCUAUGAGAAAGCCCUUGAAAUCCAACAUCAAUCACUGCCUCCCAAUGAUCCUGAUUUGGCUGCUUCCUACAACAACAUUGGUAAUGUGCAUAAGCAGAUGGGUAAUUAUCUGGAAGCCCGUACAUGUUAUGAGCAUGUUAUACAAAUUGUACAACAAUCAUUACCUUCAAAUGAUCCCGAUUUCGAAAAUAUAGAAAAAACCUCAAAAAUGUAA
Messenger RNA from Adineta steineri, 2367 nucleotides. The record is from the annotation of a GenBank genome assembly. Lineage: Eukaryota; Metazoa; Rotifera; Eurotatoria; Adinetida; Adinetidae.